AUGCGCGCGUGCCGUCAUCCCCCGCAACCGCCAUGGCCGGCGCCGCCGAACCCCUCCCUCGCUCUGCCCCUCUGCGGCCACCCGACCUCCGCCGCAUCCCCGCCGGCAACCAGCGUGACCCCCGCGAGGCCACCGUCGCUGCUACAGAGGGCCGCCCCGCCCGAGGCGCCCCCCGCGGUGGUACGGGUGGAGAUCGGCGACGAGGCUGCGGCGCUGCGGGAGGCACUCGCGCGGCAACAGGCCGCGCUCGAAGACCUGCAGGCGGAGCUCGACGCCGAGCGGGGCGACGCCAGCGAGGCCAUGACCAUGAUCCUCUGCCUGCAGCGUGAGAAGGCCGAGGCCAUGAUGGAGGCGCACCAGUUCCGCAGCUACGCCGAGGAGAAGAUGGCCCACGAUGCCGCCGAGCUCGCCGCGCUCGAGGAUGCGCUCACCAAGCACGACGCCGCGGUGCGGGCGCUCCAGCGUUAG
Molecule: messenger RNA, 468 nt
Organism: Panicum virgatum (switchgrass)
Lineage: Eukaryota; Viridiplantae; Streptophyta; Magnoliopsida; Poales; Poaceae
Product: myosin-binding protein 7-like
Exons: 2
Coding region: 1-468 (155 amino acids)
Source: RefSeq, a predicted model, not a curated record